AUGGACAUUGUCAAAUUCGAUGGUCCGUCUAGUGCAGAAAAUCUGUUACCCAACCAUGCCGGUAAAGGAGUAAACGCAAUAGCCAAGAGCGCGGGGAGGAGAAUCAAGGAGAAUAUCGCUGAAGUGAAAACCCCGCUGAGAGAGGUUUGGAAAGAAAUGGUAGAAAAUGGAUUAAUCGUAUCAGAUUUGGAAGAUAGAUCCCAAGGAGUAAUAGACUAUUGUGCAUUCCAUGAUGAAAAAGGACAUGAAAUUCAAGAAUGCAGUGAAUUCAGGGCCCUAGUACAAGGUUUAAUGGACAACAAGAAACUUGAAUUCUUUGAGUACGUCGAAGGAAACGAUGUUUGUGCCUCAGAAGGAGGGUCAUCGGAGAAGGUCUACAGGGCUAAUCACCCAAUAAUAAUUAUUUCACGACUAAGAGCCAACGAAAUCGAGGCACAAGUUACACUGAAGGUCAUAAUUCAAAAACUCGUUGCUUUUCUUUAUAAAGAUAGCAAAAUGGUACCUUGGAAUUAUGACUGCAAUGUGACAUUCCUGAAAGAGGAGGGCCAAGUUUGCACAUUAGAAGAAGAUAAAGAUAUGGGUUCCUAUACACGUAGUGGAAAGCGCUAUGAUGCCCCAAACACAAAAAUAGAACCUGUAAAGGAGAAGUCUUUGGUGGUUGAACAAAGGAAAGAGAAGCCAGAACUACCUGCUAAUGAGCUAAUAACUGAGAGAAAAGCUAAGAAAUUUUUGAAAUUCAUAAAACAUAGUGAGUAUAGUAUCGUGGAGCAGCUACACAAGCAGCUAGCUCGCAUAUCAGUACUGGCUCUACUCUUAAGUUCGGAGACGCACCAUAACGCGCUUAUGAAGGUGUUAAACGAGACCUAUGCCACUGACGACAUUUUAGUAAACAAACUAGAUCAUCUUGUCAACAAUAUUAAGGCCGACAAUUUCAUCUUUUUUAAUGACGGUGAAAUUCCACCCGGGGGCAUGGGAUCCACCAAGGCUCUGCAUAUCACUACCCGUUGCAAGGGGCACACAUUACCGGGAAUACUAAUUGACAACGGAUCGGCACUGAAUGUUUUGCCCCUGUCCACAUUAAACAGGUUACCUGUCGACAACUCUCACAUGAAAUCGUGCCAAAAUAUAGUGAGAGCAUUUGAUGGUAUUGAAAAGAAUGUUAUGGGAAGGAUUGAGAUACCUCUCUUGAUCGGUCCAAACACAUACAAGGUGGACUUCUUGAUCCACUCAACAAGGGCAGUACCAUCAUCACUUCACCAAAAGCUAAAGUUGGUAACGGAGGGCCGAUUGGUAACUAUAAAUGCAGAAGAAGACAUUAUUGCAUCGAUUACCAAUGAUGCACCGUAUAUAAAGGCCGAUGGUGAAGCGAUAGAAUGUUCAUUCCAAUUGUUGGAAUUUGUGAACGCAACUUUCAUCGUCGAGGGAAGCAAAAUCCCAGUGCCCAAAAUAUCCAAAGCUAUGAGGAUAAGCUUGCGACUGACAGCUGGAAAGGGAGCAUUACCUGGAAGAGGACUCGGAAAAUACCUCCAGGGACAGCUAUCAUUAAAUUCAUUUGUUCUUUGGAUAUCUUUGCGUGCCUACAGCAGGUCUCCAUAUAUCAACGACAUGAGUGACUCUGAUACUGACUCAGAAUCUCCUUUUAAACAAGACAUGUGUCUAGAGGGAUCUCAGGAUUUUGAAAAUGACAAAGACUGCAGCUUAUCCCCAGAUCUGUUAAGGAUGGUAGAACAAGAAGAGAAGUAA
This is a messenger RNA of Gossypium raimondii (Peruvian cotton), 1743 nucleotides long. RefSeq lists its product as uncharacterized. The coding region runs from base 1 to 1743 and encodes 580 amino acids. NCBI's taxonomy places the organism in Eukaryota, Viridiplantae, Streptophyta, Magnoliopsida, Malvales, Malvaceae. The transcript is spliced from 3 exons. The record is from RefSeq and is a predicted model, not a curated record.